Styela clava is the source of this 7064-nucleotide messenger RNA. Lineage: Eukaryota; Metazoa; Chordata; Ascidiacea; Stolidobranchia; Styelidae. The record is from RefSeq and is a predicted model, not a curated record.
UUAAUCAUUUUCAUAAUCUCAAAUCUUUUUGUUGUCCUCUUUCUAAUUGAUAACUCAGUUUUGAUGCUUCGACAAAAUAUAGGGGCAGAGUGGAAAGAUUUUAGCAGAGUAGAAUAGGUUUAAUGAGUGGUACAUGUUCAAUGAACAGCUGGAGACGAAGUAGAUCUGAUUCCCGAAGAUGUUCAAAGAAAUUAUUGGUAGUCUAACCAAAACUAUGUACUAAAUGUACUUGCAAAGGAGACUUUAACACAUAGCCCUGUAUAACCCAGUAAAUUUCUCACCCUGUCUAUGCAGGAUGGCAUUGAAUAAGUGUAAUUGUAUAAAAAAUAGGACUAAAACUCGAUUUUAUUGUAAUAAAAACAUUUCUGAUUUUCUCAAUUAUUUUCUUCACUCAGGAAAUAUUUUAGUAUGAUUUUAAUAUAAUUUUAAUUUUCUUUGAUUGCACUUUGUGAGAGCAAGAUGGCCGAUGAUUCUGUAAAUGUCUGUGUUGCCGUCCGUGUGAGGCCUCUUCUACCAAGUGAAAGACUUCAUAGCCACCAGGUUUGUGUAAAGAAAGUUUCAAACUCCAAGAAUCAACUUCUUGUUGGAAAAGACAGAUCUUUCACUUUUGAUCAUUUGCAUUGGUGGAACACAAAACAACAGGAUAUCUAUAAAACCACUGUGAAGCCUCUGGUUGAUGGCUGUUUUCAAGGCUACAAUGCUACAGUGUUCGCGUAUGGUCAAACCGGUUCAGGGAAGACAUACACUAUCGGUGGGAGCAAUCCUGCAAACAUAACGAGGGAUGAACAAGGAAUUAUACCAAGAGCUAUUAAUGAGAUGUUUUCUGAGAUUAAAUCACCAGGAAGAAAACAUAUUGACCAUGCAAUUAAGGUUUCUUAUGUUGAAAUCUAUAAAGAAGAAGUCCGAGAUUUAUUGGAAGUUGAUCUUCAAAAAUGUAAAGAUGUUCAUAUCAGAGAAGAUCAGAAUGGGAACACUGUGAUAAUCGGGGCAAGAGAGGAGAAUUGUUCCACAGCUGACGAAGUCAUGAGCUUACUUCAGAAGGGCAGCGCAGUUCGUCACACUGGGGCGACACAGAUGAAUGAGUUAUCAAGCAGAUCUCAUGCAAUAUUUACUAUUCAUAUGAUACAGACAUGGCCGUGCACACCGAGACCUAAAAAUUUGAACACAAACAACAGUAAUAAUAGCAUGAAUGGAUUGAUGGAUUCAGAUGAUCUUGAUGAUGAGAAAAUACAGAAUGUAAUGUCAGCUAAGUUUCAUUUCGUUGACCUUGCUGGCUCAGAAAGAGCUAAUCGAACUGGGAAUACUGGAGAGAGGUUCAAAGAGUCAGUUCAAAUCAACACUGGGCUUCUUGCUUUGGGAAAUGUUAUCAGUGCUUUGAGUGAUCCGAAGAAAAAGAAAAUUGGACACGUGCCUUACAGGGACUCAAAGAUUACAAGAGUCCUGAAAGACUCACUUGGAGGGAACGCUCGCACAGUCAUGAUCACCUGCAUAAGUCCGUCUUCAACAAGUUUUGAUGAAACAUUGAAUGCUUUGAAGUACGCAAAUCGUGCCAAGAAUAUCACCAAUAAACCAGUGGUAAACAGAGAUCCUCAACAGAUUUUGAUUGAAGACCUUCAAGAUGAAAUUGAAGAAUUGAAACAACAGUUACAGAGCAGACCAACAACAAGAGAGAUUGCAAUGCAAAAACAAAAGAUUCUUGAACUAGAAGUCGAAGAGUUGCAAACCCACUGUAGAUUAUACAAGAAACACAUAGAAGAAGCAGCGAAGCAUUUCAAAUUAGUUUGUGCUGGAAAACACGUCAAUAAAACACACAGUAGUAAUAUUAAGAAGUGGUUGGAGUCUGUCUCAAAGAAUGGCCUGGCUUUCUCCAAACAAAAUCUCAACGCAAGUUUCUCUGCUUCUAUGUCUCGAGAUGAGCGGAUACAACAGGAACUAGAAGAGUAUAGAAGAACUCUGGAAUCUGAUGAUAAGGUUUUUGCAGCUAAAGACGCCCAGAUUGAUCAACUUGGUAAAGCAUUAUCUGAAGUCCAAGAUGAAAUCAGAGAUAGAGAGGAAACUCUUCAAAUGGCUGAAGAGAUAAGAGAACAGCAGGGGGCGAAAUUAAUCGAACAGAAAGUCAUCAUUGAGGAAUUGCAAGAGGAGAUUCUCUACAUGAGAGAAGAGUUCCAACAUCUUCAGAAUCCUUCUCCAUCUGGACAUCAUCAUCAUGUUGGGUUGUUGGGAAGAGCUCAGUCUGUUCCUCAUCCAGCAAGAGGAGCUGCAUUCUCCACUGAUUCAAAAUUGCUAUCAGAGGAAGCGAAAAGAGCUCAUUCAUCACCCCCUCUCAUCUCAGCUGAACGGAUCAUGGCGGGAUUUCGAGCGCGAAAUCAUGUGAUCGCAGACAGAAUAGAGGAAGAAGAUGAGGUAGAUCAUAGAUCCUUUGGAAUUGAUGGUGAUGAACCAGGAAGUGACCCAUAUAACUCAAACCAGGAAGCAGGAGAUAAGAGUGAUAGAAGUACUGCUUCUAGGAAAAGGGAAGCUUUCAUUCAACAGCACCAGUGGAGAAUUCCUUCUGCAAGGAAGCAAAGUGGCCCAAGCUUUGAUCAAGAUGAAAAAGGUAACAUUGACACAGAACUCAAUGUUCUUCGAGAGAGCACAGUGUUAUCAGUAAAGAGAUUAAAAGACUCAGAACUUCGAGCUCAGAAUUCAAACAAUAAAAUACGAGAACUGUCAAUCAAUAUUAAAAUGAAAGAAGAAUUGAUUAAAGAUCUUGUCAGGACAGGCCAUGAUGCAGAGGCAGUGAAUCGUGAUUACUUGACGAGGAUACUAGUUCUUGAAAAAGAAGUUCAGACUGCGAAACGUGAAUUACUGGAUUCACAUAAGGCUUUGCAAAAUGGAGGGAGUGAACAGGAACUUCUAAAACUGAAAACUGAUUAUGAGCAGAAGCUGAAAGGCGCAAAAUCCAAAGUCCAGAUGCUUCAGAAAAAGCAGAGAGAAACUGAGAGGAUUGCAACCAUCCCAUCUCAGAAUAAAAAGAAGAUUAAAGAACUGGAAAUUGGUAUUGCAGCGAUGCGUCAAAUGCAAGAAGACAUGCAGAAGAAAUUGAAAACAGAACAAGAUCAGAAAAGAAAGCUCGAAUCUGAAUUGAGUAAAGAUCAAGCAAAAAUAAAGGAUCUUGAAGUGAAAAACAAGAAUCAGGAAAAAAUUUUGAAGCGGAAAACUCAAGAAGUUGCUGCUAUACAGAAGAGAUUGAGAAGUGCAAAAUCUAUCUCACCUGAGGAGCCAGAUGACAUCGAUGAGCAACGUCGUUGGUUAGAUGAGGAGGUAGAAAAAGCACUCGAUCAACAAAAACUACUCAAACAACUUGAGGAUGCACUCAGAGCACGAGAGGCUGCAGUAAUCAGAAGAGAAGAAGCAAUCCAAAGGAGAACAGCUUUGGAAACUAAGAAAAUGAGAUCAAGUCAGGUCAUCUCAUCUGAGGCAUUACAACUUGCUUCUAAAAUGGCUUCAGUCGAUCAGAAAUUAUCUGCAAGGACUCAGCAACUGAGAGAUAGUCUUACCUUGACCUCUGACCGGGGUCAUCAAGGGUCAUCGGCAAAUAGACAACAUCAACUGAAAAGUGCGAUAGAAAGACUGCAAUCUGAGAAAAUACAACUUGAAGAAAAACGGAGAAGAUUGGAAGAGAAGUUACAAGAUGGGGAUGUCUUGGAUACUCAGGAUGAGAGAGAACUUAUUGAGCUUGAUGAGGCUGUAGAAGCACUGACUGCUGCCAUCGAGUGGCAGGACGAUACGAUUAUGCGGACAAGUACAUCAAAAGAUUUGAGAGAAAGCAGAUUGAAAUUGGCGAGAGAGAGGAACUCUGGACUCCAGAAAUAUAUUAAAAGUUUGUCUGGAACUGAAGCAGGAAUGCUGCUCACGAAGUGUUUUGAGCGGGUUAUAGAUCUUCGUGAAUAUGAACAAACUCUUGAAAGCAAGCUGACUGAUAUGGAAGCCAGAUUGAAUAAUAAAGACAGGGCUGUUUUGGAAGCCGAGACUGCACUGAACAGAUAUGUCGUUGAAAGCGACAGACGCCUUAUGGAAAUGGAAAAACAACACGAAAAGAGGACGCAACAACUUAUCAAACAAUUAUCAGAUCCAGAUAAACCAAGCAAUCCUGCUACUAAUGAUGAUGUGUUAGAACUUCAAUCAAAGAUUCAAGUUUUGGAGAAAGAUUUGGCCCAUUAUAGGACAACAAAUAGAGAUCUGAAGAAAAAACUCAGAGAGGUUCUAGCAGAUGCUGAAAUAGGAGAUGACAUUGUCUUUUCUGCCAGAAGUAAUUCUGAAUCUGAGAUGAGAAGUGCAAGAAAAGAUAGAGAUGCAGCUCAUUCUCCUGACAGUGCAGUGGCGAGUACAGCAUCAAUAUCUGGUAAAAGCAGUAAACACCAUCCAAGCAAAAGUAUAGAAAACGAGAACGAAAAACAAAGAUUUGGGAGUCCUAAACGACAAAAACGUGCUGUCACACGUCAGUCGAGUGGAGACAUGGUUUUAAAAGAUCCCCGGCCCUUGUCAGCAGAUCUUAACAGCGUUCCACUAAGCCCAACGAAGCUAUCUUCCAACCCAAACUUGGGGCCGCUACGCAGGUCUCGUCAAGAGCCCCACCCAGGUCAUAUUCACCCAUCUAUCCCCACAAAUUCAGUUGAAUAUCUCGAAUACCAGGAUCUGAAUCAAAAUUUACCCUCUUCUAGAUCGGGGUCAGGGGGUCGAAGGUUAAGCCCCAACCAUUCCCAAGAUCCUCUCUUAUUGGCCAGCCACCCUUCCACAAACCCCACAACGUCGCACAACCUGAUUACUGCAUCUUUGAGUGUUACUGAUAGCAUGACCUUGGGGUCAACGGGUUCAAAGUUCAACCCUAAUCCCAUGCAAGCUUUCUCAGAGAAAAUAGGCGACGGCCCCUCAAAGCCCCCUAAAAUGGACCCAACAAUAACCCCAGUUCGUAUUUCAAAGAAAGAUUUGAAACGUCUUCCGAAGACCGAAAUCACACAGCGUAAAACGAGCUUAUCCAGCAUUGGGGAUUAUCCUCAAGGUGGUGCUAAGCAGUCUGGAAUCCACGCAGCGGGACCUGGUCCGUUACAAGAUUCAUUGGAAGGAUUCAAAAACCCUUGGUAGAUUGGAAUCAACAACUCUACCCAACAAAAAUUAAAGACAAAACUGAAUAAUUAGCCAUACAAAUAGACUAUGACAAGGGUGAAUGGCACAUAAAAUAUAAAUAUAUAUCACUUUCACUCCAAUGAGCAACAAUUUCAAGAAAGUCCCUGUUGUUGCUUUGCCUGAUUUGUUAUCCCCUGGGUGAAAUGAUGGCCAGGAUGUUGGAAUCCUUGAUCUUUGACCUUUAUCGGUACAGUUAGGUCUAACGUAUAUUUUCCACACUAGGAAGUUUGUUUUGACUUGUCGUACACACCAUAUAGUCUCUUUUCGAUUUCUGUCUGAUUUUAAAUUCCACCAUUAAAACUCCCAGCUCAUGGAAGUUUGAAAAUAUGGUUCUGACUCCAAUAUUAAUGGAAACUUGCCACCAAACUCUGUCUCCGAAGUCUGAUAUGAGUCGGGCAGUAAAAAUGAAAUUCCAAAUUCGUAACCUAUUGUUCAAAUGCUUAAAUGUGGACAAAUAAAGCUUGCUUUAUACUCAUAUUUUUGUUUACUAGGAAGAAACUGUUAGCAUAGUGCUAUAUCACCAUUUUGCCUGUAGCCUUUUAUAUUUUUUAACGUGUUUUAUGUCCACUGUGUAAUUAGUGCUAUGUUUUUAAUGGUCUUAUAAAAUAAUCCGACUUUUAAAAUCGUGAUACACAAUUGAACCUGAACCCGUUUUCGUUGUCGUCGUAGGCUUAAAUAAAAAGUAAGACGUUUUUUUUUUCAAUUACAGAUUGGAUAGUUUUGUUAUUUGUUCAAACAGAAAUUUAAAUGCACGAGCAUUCAAUACCCUUUUUGUAUAAUGAAUUUGUAAUGUUAAUUUGAGUCGGACUUCUCCUAACCCUCUGAAAACCCCUGUAUUCGUUGUUGUAGUGAGUUUAAAUAAGAAACGUGUUCCACAGAUCUGGUAAUUUUGCAAUUUUUUAGGGUGGUCACCUUUCAUAUAUUCACUAAUAUAAUUACCAACAUUGAAUAUAUUGAAUUUUGUAACAUCGAGAUUUUAAAGAAUCUAAAUUCGUUGUUGUAGUGGGUUAAAUGGGUAAAUUUUUUUUCAAUUCGGCGACAUUUUGGUAAUUUUGUAGGUCUGAAUGUAGGUUUUAAUGUAUUUUACAUUCUUUGUCACAUUAAAUGUUCACCAGAGUCAAAAAACACUUUCAAAAAAAUAUUUCAAUACGUUGUUAAAGAAAAACGUCUUCUGUUAAAGAAUUGGUUAAUUUUUUAGUUCAAAAUUGAACGAAUUUCACACCCUUCCAUAUAUUUUGUAAUUUUAAUAUGUAUGUGAUUCAAGCCUCAUUCAAAAUUCAUUUGAGUAAUAAUACACAAUUGUAGUUAAACCCAAAUUCAUUGUUGUGCCAGUUUAAAUAAAACAAAAACGUUUUUACUCAUUUUUAAUUCACUAAAUACUUUCGACUGAGAUUGUAUCAUUUCGCAGACUCAAUAUUGUGAUUCUGAUUUCUUCAACCCAGACUCUUUUCAAUUAUGAUUAGCGAUAACAUAAUGUGAAGCCUCUGUUUAGUGUUUGGAUCCUUCGUGUUAACACUCACUGCAUGAGAAUAUAAAAAAUGUUUGAACACUUUGAAUGGGUCGAUGUCCCUUGCGGAAAACCUAAAGUAGGCAUGAAUGAAAUCAAAUUUACGUACGUGCAAGCGCCAUUUCAAUCAACUUCUUGCAAAAGGAAUAAGGAAUGUGCUGUUCUAAUCGACCAAUAUACGCUAAAUGUACCAUAUUUGUGUUGAUUUUUGUAGGGGCUUUUUCAUUGUUCCAGAAUUUGUCUAUUAAAAUAAACUAAACCAGUAAUCGUCAAUGUAUGCCUAGUUAAUGUCAUUCCCUUGUUUCUUCAGCUUAUAGUUUCAUAUAGACGUUGUUUUUUAUUGUUUGUAAUAAUUGUACAAUUUUAUAAUACAUAUAUUUUUUACAGUGUC